Molecule: messenger RNA, 2095 nt
Organism: Penaeus monodon (black tiger shrimp)
Lineage: Eukaryota; Metazoa; Arthropoda; Malacostraca; Decapoda; Penaeidae
Cellular component (GO): gap junction; plasma membrane
Molecular function (GO): gap junction channel activity
Source: RefSeq, a predicted model, not a curated record
AGAGUUAACACGAUUUCCAGUAAAGUCUCACUUAUGCCGUUAUUUCGAGAAACCGUGUAUGAUGGAGAAGACUGCCCACGGCAAUACCUGAUGUUCUACCGUUGGAUCCACUUCAGUUUCUUGGUAUUAGCUGGUGUUUUUUACCUUCCAAGAAUAGUUGCGAAGAAGACAAGUCACUCUCCUCUGAAGAAGUUGCUCUCUAGUCUCAUUUCUAUGGAGAAAAGAUAUGAUGACUCUGCUUUUGAAAAUGGUGUAAGCAAGAUGGUGACUUACUUUGAAAACCAUUUCUCGGUGCAUGGCUCACUCUAUACUAGACUUGUGAUGUGUCACGUUAUUGCAGUAGUCAUAGAUGUUGGUUCUUUCAUCUACCUUGAUUUCUUCAUGCAGGAAAACUUUAUUGGAUUAAUAUACAAGUCUUAUCCAUUCCAUCGAAAUCCAAGGAAUUUCUCUGAUAAUUUGUACCAGGUGUUUCCACCAUUUGUGUUCUGCUCUAUAGAUGAAUACAAUUUAAUCAACAAUGCAAGAGUUGAUGUACUGCAUUGCCACUUGCUGCUUAUGGAACUCUAUGAGAAAGUGUUUGUAGUACUUUGGGUACUGCUGGCAUUUCUAAUGGUGAUUGCAGUAGUUUCUUUGGUUGUGUUAUUGCUUAUUGUAUUGCCUCCUUUCAAUAGAGUUUUUCUGUUUACAUUCACAACAUCCAAAAGCAUUAGGAAAAUUAAAAGAAAAGUGCACCGCAUCUUUGGUUACGGGGAUUUGCAUGUGAUGAAUAUGAUGAAAAGUCAUGUGAGUGAGGGACAGUUUAUCACAUUCCUUUCACAACUUGUUGAGAAUUCUCGCUUGAAAUUCAAUGCAAUGUUUCCAAGUGAGAAAGAUGGACUGAUAAUAAGAAAUGGUAUGGAGGAUAUCAACUCCAUAACUGUACCACGGAGUCGGCCUGAACCCAGUCACUACCUACCACCAGGGACUCUGCAGCCAGAUGCUGUCUUAACCCUGCCAGAUGAUUCUCUUCUGCCAGAUCUCCAUUGCCAAAAUGGUAGUCGCACUCAAGGCCAUACCUCCUCCACUCCAAAGCCUAAAUCACGACUCCUGCCUCCUUUUUUUAAAAGUGAAAAGCAUGCUGACCUGUAUCCAAUCAUUGAGAUCUCACCGUGAAUUAAUGAUUCAAUGAAAGAAGAUCCGAUACUUUGUAAAAGAAUAUAGGAAAGGAAUUUUCUAAGUGAACUAGUCUUCAUGAUAUACACAUUAUAUGAUAAAGUACAAGUUAUGAAUAGAGUGGUAAAAAUCAGGUGACUUUAUUAAUUUCCAGAAAGUUUGACAUGUAAUGUUCCAUACUUUGCUAAUUCAUAUUGAUUUAACCCAAUGCCUUAGGGAAAAUGCUGUGCUCAUUUUCUCUCUCUCUCUCUCUCUCUCUCUCUCUCUCUCUCUCUCUCUCUCUCUCUCUCUCUCUCUCUCUCUCUCUCUCUCUCUCUCUCUCUCUCUCUCUCUCUCUCUCUCUCUCUCUCGCUCCCCCUCCAUGGUAUGUAUGUACAUGCCAAGUCCAGCGGCAUUGGGUUAAUAUACAACUAAGGGAUUCCAUUUUGAUGGAAAGCUUAUUUCAGAUUUAUUUAUUUUAUUUUCAGAAUUCAUUAGCUUACAUUAUUGUCCUCAGUGAAAUUUGAGUUUUUCAGAUAAUUAAUGUUGUGUUUAGUAGAAAAUCUUGUACACUUUGAGUUUGGUGAAGGACUAAAUUUUAGAUAUACUCCUUAAUAUAUUUGGAGAAUAUCAAUUUAAUUUUGCAGUCAUUACCUGCCAUAGUAGAUAAAAAAUCUCAAAAUUACAUUUGUUAAUAUUUGCUUAAAUUGCCAAGAUUUCAUACCAUGAAAAUAGAAGCUGCUUUGCUAUAUAUUUUGGUUUUGUACAUUUGUUUUUAAAGAAUAUCCUUACAUAAGCCAAGAAGAGAACUUUCAGUUAAUUCAGUUUGUCAGAUGUUUGCAGCUUAUUCCUUCAAUAUGUUGAAGAGAUGAUUUUUGUUCAUUAGUUUUAUGAUCAAAUUUAGAACCUUACUUUAAACAAAGAAUAUGUACUCUUAUGAUAAGAUAAGCCUUGUAAACCAGAA